Messenger RNA from Schizophyllum commune H4-8, 3052 nucleotides. RefSeq lists its product as uncharacterized. Lineage: Eukaryota; Fungi; Basidiomycota; Agaricomycetes; Agaricales; Schizophyllaceae. The record is from RefSeq and is a predicted model, not a curated record. The transcript has 6 exons. Bases 11 to 3052 code for a protein of 1013 amino acids.
CUACGAACGCAUGAUGCCACUCUUGCAAAUCGCGAUGCACAUCAAUAUGUUCCACACAGAACACGAGGACUAUCCCUUCUGGGCGAGCACCUUGACUUACAUCGUCGAGAAAUAUAUGAAGAGAACCGCGGCGGUGGUUCCUCAAUGGAAACUGUGGUCAAAGCCAGUGAAGGACCGCAAAGAAAUCGAGGAGGGAAAGAAAGGAGCGUCGAAACAGCAGUCUGCGCCCACCGACGAGUCUGCAACCACGAGUGCCGACAAGAAUGCUGGCGCUCUCGACGCCGAGUCUCCGACAUGCGAGGCUGAUGAACAGUCGGAAACCGCUGAAUCUCCUGUAAAUUCUGCAAGUCAGGAAUCAGAAAUUGCGGAGAACGAGGAGCACCCGACACCAGUACCCAAGCCGCAACGCGACAAGAAGGGGCUUACCACAGCCCUUGACUUCCCUGAUCCCGAUUACUUUCCAGAAGCUGAAGGUCACUCGAGAGAUGCCUUAAUUAGUAAAGGCAGCAACAAGGCAUCGGAUGUCGACGAAGAGCAACAACGGGCUGACUCGGACAACAUUGCGAACACCGGCUCCCUUGCCGCCGCCGAUGAUCAACAACGUUCCUCACCACCUUCGGAGUCGGAUUCUCAAGCUCUGUUCGUGGAGGAGGAAUACAACUUCGAUCUGUCAAUGUCCACCAAUCGUACGACAGACACUGGUCUGAGGAAGAAGGUCAUAACGGACUUCGGGGUGCUCACACCGCGUUAUCCCGGCAUGGACUUGGACCCUGCGCAAGUCUACUCGGCCUGCGCCAACGUGCGGAACGAUUAUGCUGGUACCAAGAUUGUCCCUCAUGGCGGUCCCUCCGACUUCGUUCCAAAAUUUAGAGCUCACCCCGACGGUGAUGGCGACAGUAACGAAGAAGCAGAAGACCUCCAGGGCGACGACGAGGGCGCAUAUCCCGAGGACGAGGACUCGGAUGAUGAUGAUGACGACGACGACUAUCGCCCGGAUCCACCAAUCGUCACACCGUCAGCCUCUGGCUUCACUCUCAAGCUGCGCGAUCGGAAGCCUGCAUCUGCUACGCCGUCUCCGGAUGAUAAUCUGGUACAGGCCGAUCGCGAGGCACUCGAUUGGUUGGAACGAGACAUGCUCUUUGAUGAAUCCGAGACUUCUCUACACGACGAGGUUUGCAACACGGCACGCGCUUUCAAGGAGUUCAAGGAUUUUGCCAAAUUUUACGUUGCGAUACUCUGUGAAGGCAAGCGGUCACCCUCGAACAAGAAUAAGAAGGGGGCCUUUACCAGGAAGCUGUACGAGCGACUGUACAAAGGGAUCCGCUCGCUCAUGAUCCAGGUCCUUUACUUAAUGACCAGCGACGUUUGGGAGCACCAGCACAAUGUCGUUGGCAUGGUUAUGGUGAGCGACUACUGGUGUUGGAACGAGUUCGAGCGCAUCCCUGGGCGCAACAAAGUGGAGGCGAAAUGGCAGGAUUACACGGAUGAGACGCGCCCGUUUAAGACUUGCAACCCAUGGACUCGAUUUGUUCAAUGGGGCUCGCCCGCCUCCGAUCAAGCACUUGCAAAUAUGAUGGAGCGUGUCAACCAGCUCUAUCCUGCGUUCUCGCCCUCACCGACUGUCGACGUGACCACUGGCGCUACGCCCUCUGCUUCGGACGCGCCUUCCGCUUCUGGCUCUUCUGGUCCUACCGCUGUGGCUACGCCUGCCGACGCUCCAUCGUCCGCGGAGGCUCCUGGCUCCGCAGACCUCGACACCCCGUCGGGCGGACUCGCUGAUUCUGGCGAAGAGAUUCAGGCCGUGGAACAAUACCCGGAGACACACGAAGACGAACUCCCGCACCGCGAGGACGAAGUUCAGUCCUUACCCAUCGAGCGUGAUGAAGCGCUUGGCGUGCCUCGCGCUCUCGACAUCGACAUCACCAUGCACGAGCCAGAACUUGCGUCGAACGCUGCCGAACCCUUCGAUGCACCCUCUGCUCGUGCAGCUUCCGCUCGUAUGGAAUAUCGAAACAUCCUGGACAGCGAGGUAGACGAUGGUCCACCUCCUCUCAUGGCAAAGGCGAACACCGCAGCAGCUGGCAGUCCCGAUUCUCGACGCUUUCACGAAGAGGGCUCGCACGCCACCUUCAAUGACUCGGCCAUCAUCAGAACUGGCGACGACGCUGGCUAUAGUGGCAAUACCUCCUCGAAACCUCUCGAUAACGAGGAAAUUCAAGGUCAUGCGCAAGACGCCUCGACUCUCAUCCCCACGAUGCGGGCCGCCUCUGUCCAGCCACGCUCAACCAACGCCCCAGGGGACACGACCAAGCCCCGAUCUCUAGCGACACCCUCAGCUCCACCAGGCACGUCUGCGUCUGCUGUUCCGCUCGCUCCUCACGUGCGAUACAAUGUUCCUCUGCGCACUGCUACCCAAGAUAUCGAGCCCGACUCAGGUCCACCCGGGCUCUAUCCCGAGAUUGACGACACUGGAACAAACAAUGGUCUGACGAACACUACUGGUCCCAGGCCCCUGUAUGGCCAGAAUACUCAAGCGGCGCUCGACGGUCUCGCCGCCAUCAGCAUCUCCAACAACGAAAGCACCAACCACUCCGGCAAUGCUACCUCUGGCAACAACGGGCUUGCUAGUGUUGCCGUCAUCCCGGCUAGCGUGGUCCCUGCUCAAGGGGGCGGCGACGGCGGCAGCAGCAGCAGUGGAGGAGGAGCGGGAGGAGCGGGAGGAGGAGGAGGAGUAGGAGGAGGAGGAGGUGGUGGUGGUGGUGGUGGUGGUGGUGGUGGUGGAACUAUGCCCGUCGGCCCUGAGAAUCCACUAAAGCGACUCGAGCCCGACGACCCAGACGAAGAGGACAAGGGAACGCCGCGGGCGCCGAAAAAGGCCAAACGAACGCCUGCAGCCGCCGACCCGCCAGUGCAGGCAGGACCUGGACCGUCUACGCAGGCCAAUAGAAGGGCAGCGUCUCAGCGGGGCAAGCGCAAGAGAACUAAACCAGCGUCAACCACCCAGGAGAAACGCCCUCGCGACAACUUGGGGAGGUUUUCCAAGAAGAAGUAG